Molecule: messenger RNA, 6181 nt
Organism: Mytilus trossulus (common blue mussel)
Lineage: Eukaryota; Metazoa; Mollusca; Bivalvia; Mytilida; Mytilidae
Product: DNA excision repair protein ERCC-6-like
Exons: 23
Coding region: 145-4698 (1517 amino acids)
Biological process (GO): transcription-coupled nucleotide-excision repair
Cellular component (GO): nucleus
Molecular function (GO): ATP binding; ATP-dependent chromatin remodeler activity
Source: RefSeq, a predicted model, not a curated record
CUUAGGAUCUGGGGAUAAAGUUGUGUAAUGUUUUUCAAAAUGUGCUGAUGCUACUAAUGGGAUAAGUCUGUUUACAAAAUCUCUGAGUAAAUUGAUAACUUUGAGAUUAAAUAAUUGAUUUUAUAUGAUAUACUGAUUUCCGAAAUGGAAAAGAAAAUACCUUCUGGACACUUAAUUGAGCCAUCAGUCAUGGAGACAGAUCAGCACCAAGAUUCAGCAGAGAAAGAGAAAGCCAAAAGUUUUCAUGUCAACAGGGACUUAAUACCUGUUGCACAGUUAGAUGACCAAGCAUUUGAUGAACUUAAAAACUUAGGACUAGAUGUAUUUAACCAAGAGGACUUUGAAGAAGGUGUUAUGGCACAAGUAGGAGAAGUGUUAGCAAAAGAAGAAGAAGAUAGAAACAAGAAAGUUUUAGAGAAGGAUCUAAGGGCUGUUGAAUUUGACAUAAAAAAUGUUGAAAAAGAGUUGAAGCAGGUAACCACAGUUUUAUCUUCCCUGAAUGCUGGCAUCACAUCUGCAUUUGUACAGAAAAGAUUGUUAACUGUAAAGAAACAGAAAGAAAAUAAGUCAAACCAAUUGAUGACUUUGAAAGCAAAAGAGAAAUCUUUGAAGAAGAAGCUAGGACUCAACACUGAGGAGUCUGAGGAAGAGGAGGAAGGGGAAAUAACUGAUGAACAACCUGACUUAAAUAAAGUCUUAGGACUUUCAAAGACAUCAUCAGACGAAACAGAACAAGAAAGAAUGAUCAGAACAGGGGAGAUGACUCCGUUUGGUACAAUUGUUCCUGCAGAUGGAUCAUCAGAUAAGAAAACCAAUACUAGAGAGGAAAAGAAAAUGGCAGCCAUCAUGAAGGCAUUUGAAAAGAUGGACAAGAACCAGAAAAGGAAAAGACAAUCCCUUAUUAGUCAAUUACCAAGGAGAGAGAGUUCUGAGAUUGAAGAGGACAGUAAAAAUAUAAUUCCUGAUAAGAAAGGAAGGAGGAAAGCACGCAGUGACGAAGAAGGAUCUUUGUCUCCCUCCAAGUCUCCCAGAUCACUAGUAAAGAGCAAGUCAGAUGGAGCAAUGGAUAAAAGACUAUGUAAAAUGGAAGACCUUCAAGAUUAUGAAGCCUGUGAUGAUGAUGACGAUGAUGAUGAUGAAGGGGAUGAAUACAAGCCAGAUUUCAAAGAACAGUCAGAGAGUGAAGACAGCGGUCUUGAAAAUACAGAAAAAAAGAAAAAGUUGAAGAAGAGGAUACCAAUAAAACCAAGGAGACCUCCAAAGUACAUAGAUUCUGAUGAGGAAAAACAGGACAAAGAAGAUGGAGGAAAACAGAAACUAAGUCGAGAAAAAUCAUUGAGAACAACUGAUGAUGGAGAUGAAUAUUCUUUUGACAAGAGGAUACGUGAUUUUGACAAGGCAGAGAGGAAGAAACAAGACCUGAGAGCAGCAGGUGAAUUAUCUGAAUCAGAGGAGGAUGAGGAGAUGGAAGGAGGGUUUAAAGUCCCUGGGAGGAUAUGGUCUAAACUCUUCAAGUACCAGAAAGUUGGAGUAAAGUGGUUAUGGGAGUUACAUUGUCAACAAGCUGGUGGAAUUAUUGGAGAUGAAAUGGGACUGGGAAAAACUAUACAAGCUAUAGGAUUUCUAGCUGGUCUACGUCAGAGUAAAAUCAGGGACAAACAUUUUUUGUUUAGAGGACUAGGUCCUACCAUAAUAGUCACCCCAACUACAGUCAUGCAUCAGUGGGUUAAAGAAUUCCAUAAAUGGUGGCCAUUGUUUAGAGUUGCUAUACUCCAUUCAUCUGGAUCUUACACAUGUAAAGAGGCAGAACUAAUAAGGACUAUAGUAAAAGAGAAUGGUGUAUUGGUUACAUCCUACAGUACUUUGGUAAUUCACCAGGAACUAAUCAUAUCAUAUAACUGGCAUUAUGUCAUCCUGGACGAGGGACAUAAAAUCAGAAAUCCUGAUGCACAGGCUACAUUGGCUGUAAAACAGAUUAAAUCACCUCACAGAAUAAUCCUGUCUGGAUCUCCUAUCCAGAAUAACCUGAAAGAGUUGUGGUCCUUGUUUGAUUUUAUCUUUCCUGGAAAACUUGGUACUCUGCCAGAUUUCAUGUCACACUUUGCCGUACCCAUUGUUCAAGGUGGAUAUUCUAAUGCUUCACAACAACAGGUUCAAACUGCAUAUAAAUGUGCUUGUGUACUGAGAGAUACCAUCAACCCCUACAUGAUCAGGAGGAUGAAAGCUGAUCUGAAGAUUAAUCUACCUAGUAAAAACGAACAGGUGCUGUUUUGUAGAUUGACACAGGAACAGAGAGAGACAUACAUGGAAUACUUAUCAUCUAGAGAAUGUCAGUCUAUAUUGUCAGGGAAAUAUCAGAUCUUCUCAGGAUUAAUCACACUACGUAAAAUCUGUAACCAUCCAGACAUAUGUACUGGUGGACCCAAGUUAUACAUAGGAGAGACUCCAGGGAAUGAUGAGACUUUAGAAUAUGGAUACUACAAAAGAUCUGGGAAGAUGAUAGUUGUAGAGGCAUUAUUGAGACUGUGGAAGAAGCAAGGUCAUAAAGUUCUGCUUUUCUCACAAAGUACUGUUAUGUUAGACAUCUUGGAAAGAUUUAUAUCCAAACCUAAAUACAGCUACCUUAGAAUGGAUGGUUCAACCCCCAUAUCUUCCAGACAGCCACUUGUAAACCAAUUCAACAAGGAUGAUUCCAUAUUCAUGUUCUUACUGACAACCAGAGUAGGUGGUCUUGGUGUUAACUUAACAGGUGCUAACAGAGUCAUCAUCUUUGACCCCGAUUGGAACCCCAGUACUGAUACUCAGGCAAGGGAGAGAACUUGGAGAAUUGGUCAGACUAGACAGGUUACAGUCUAUAGACUGGUAACUACAGGGACCAUAGAGGAGAAAAUAUAUCACAGACAAAUCUUCAAACAGUUUCUAACUAACCGAGUCUUAAAAGAUCCCAAACAAAGAAGAUUUUUCAAAGCAAAUGACUUAUAUGAGUUGUUUGAUUUGAAUGUUGACUGUAAGGAAGGAACUGAGACAGGUGCCCUGUUUGCUGGUACUGGAUCAGAGGUAAACAAAGCUGAGGUAAGGAGGAGAGUCAAACAACACAAGCUCAACAGAUUUGACCUCAUGAAAGAAAAACAAGAAAAACUGAAAGCACAAAAAGAAAGUGAAAGUAAAGAAGCUGCAAAGGCUGACAUUGAUAUGGAAGAUGUCAAGAAAAAUUUUGAUGAAGAUGAGGUCAACAGAAUGAAGGAGAUAGCUAAGAGACUAAGUCAACAGAUUAUGACUGGGAUGUUUAAAAAGUCAGAUGAAACGAAAAAGUCAGAUGAAACAAAAGAUGAAAGUUGUAAAGAUAAAGAAAAAUCUGAAGGCAAUUUAAAUGGAUCUUGUUCAAUGAAAGCAAAUCCAGAGGAAAUAAAGAACAAUGUUAUUGAUUGUGGGGAGGAAUGUAGUGAAACUAUUGAUCUGUCACAAAACCACUCAGGAACUGUUAAUGAUGAUGAACAACCAAGUACUUCUAAAUCUUCUUUAUCAGUUGGAAGUAAAACAACCUGCAUGCUAAAAGAUAUGUUAGUAGCUGGUAAACAAAGUGAUUUGGAUACAAAACAUAAACAUUCUUCUUCUAGUGUUGACCGCCAUAAAUCUCAUAGAGAACAUUCCCAAAGUCAUUUCCAUGGGAAAGGUAAACACAAAGUGUCUCAUGGAGAGCAUAAACAUAGUGAUUCUCAUGGACAGCAAUCUCAUAGAAAGCAUAGUAGCUCUAGCAGUCCUCAUAAACACAGACAUUCCUCUGAAAAUGGAAAGGACAGACACAGAAAAGAUAAGAAAAGACGAAAGGAUGCAAAGUGUGAAGGAGAAAGGAUUCCUAACCUGGUUAAGAGUGACAGUUACACACCAGCAGCAGACGCUGACCAGGAGGAAAUAGAUAGAGAGAAGGAACAUGCUGCACAGGAUGAUUACGUCCUUCAGAAACUCUUCAAGAAAAAUGGUAUACAAGGUGCUUUGAAACAUGAUGUGAUUAUGGACCCUAGUAAACAUGACUAUAUGAUAGUUGAGGCUGAGGCUGAUAGGGUUGCUACAGAGGCUGUAAAAGCUCUUAAAAGGUCAAGAUCACAGUGUCUAGGUGCAAUGUCUGGUGUGCCAAACUGGACUGGGAAUCAUGGGACCAUGGCUAAAAAACCAAGAUUUGGACAGAAGAAAAAUAGCCAGUUACUUGAAACUGCAUCAUCUGAUCUCCAAAAAAUUAAGAAGAUUGAAAAGGGUGAAUUUUCUGGUGAAAAGAGUCUCUUUGAUGGUACUAAGGCAGGAAAUGUUGUCAUUAAUACAGAUACUGGUUCUUCUGCUCCUGAGGUCAUGACCUCAGAUGAACUUUUAACGCGAAUGAGAAGGAGAAAUGUAGUCAGUGGUAAUUCAACUGCUACUAUGUCUACUGGUGCUGAAAACAAUGAAGAAACCCAACAAGAUGACGAUUUGUCGACUCCAAUAGUAGACGACGAUUCAUACAAACUUAUAACGGAAAUCAGAAAUUUUAUCAUGUUUGAAUGUCAGACGAUGUGUAAGGGAACAACUCAGGAAAUUUUAAAUGAAUUUGGACCAAGAUUACCUCCCGCUGAAACAGCGAAAUUCAAAUCAAUGUUGAAAUCUAUCUGUGACUUUGACAAAGUGGAUGGAACCGGAUACUGGAAACUGAAAAAUUCAUUCAGAUGAUAUGAUUGUGUUUGUUAAGUUUGUAAAUAAAUGAAUUCCCAAAAGGCAGCAUUUUAAAUGUAUAAAGCAGCAGAAAUGAACAAAAUAAUUGUUAUGAAACCAGUGAUCACUGAAAUCAUUUGAAUUUUAUGUGUGAUUAAAAAAGGUUGUGCCAUAUAAAAUUUAAAUUUUAUUUCAUUUGUAGGCAUCAACAUGUAAUAAAUACAACUAAAACUUCUUGCACCAUUGUUUUUCCUGUUUCAACUGGAAAAUUACUGUAAAAAUGGCAUAAAUCAGUACUUAAUUGCUAGAAACAAUUCUUCAACUACUUUGAAAAAUGAUGACACAGAAAAACAAAGCAGUGAUAUAUAUGUUGGAAUAUACUCACAGGAAUCAUAAGAAUCAUGAACAAAUUAAUUUUUUUAUUUUAUUUUCUGUAGACAUAACAUUUAAACAUACAACAUAUACGUUUUGUACCUAAUUUAUUAUGUUUCUCCUUUUCAACAGGAAAAUUAUUAUAAAUUUGUAAAAUACCAGUACAUAAGGUGGUACCUAACACAACAGGGAGAUAACUCUGUAAAAUCAGCUAAACAUUUUAAUUAUGUUGCGUUGUUAAUGGAAUAUUAAGCUUCUCAAUGAUCAAACUGCUAUAUAACCAGUGUAUUUUUUCUGAUAAAAUGGUUGUUUCAAAUUUUUUGAAAAUUUUAUUUUUUUGUCAAAGGGGCAAAGUAAAUACUUUGUUAAAACUUUAUGAAAAUUAAACGAGCCAAGUUAAUUUUAGUGAAGGUGUUAGGUACCACCUUAAUUCAGAAUAUAUUUCUUCAUUACUAUGUAAAAAUGACACAUACAUUUUUAGUAACUUUAGAAAAAAAGGAUUAUCUUUUUGUAGAUGUUAUUUGUAUUGAUUGUACAUCUGUUUGUUGUUAUUAUUUUUUUAUUUUCUUCUGAAAAGUACAAUAUCAGGGACUAUUUGCUGUGCUGUUAAAGUUUAUCAUCUUUUGAUUUUAGUUUUGAAAUUAGUGAAAGUUACUUUUAUAAUAAGCUUGGUGAAUGAUGAACAUAUAUUUGUUAGUUUAUAAAGUCACGUUAGAAAGAUGGUUGUGGCCUUAUAACUUAUAUUAAAGUUUUACUAUAGAUGUUUCAAAAUUAUAAUUUGAUUAACCUAAUUUACUUGGCAUUAUUUUCUUUUUAUUUCUUUAAAAUUAAAGGAACCAAUGUCAGCUUGUUAUAACCAGAAGAGUGUCUCAGGAAAUUAAAGGAAACAAUUGGCAUAUUCAGCACUUUUUUUCUAUUUACACCCCACAUUUAACUCUGCAUCAUUUAAUCAUCACAUGUUAGUGUAGAAUUCAUCUUAUUUUGUCAGGAAAAAGAAUAAAAAUAUUAGAUCUCAAUUCAGAAUAUUUAUUUGAUAAUAUUAAACAAAAGACAUUGUUAAUUAACUUUCAAAGAAAAAAAAGUGACAUAGUACAUUCUAUAAGAAAAAAAAUUCCAAUGAAUUGUUGUA